Molecule: messenger RNA, 1650 nt
Organism: Eupeodes corollae
Lineage: Eukaryota; Metazoa; Arthropoda; Insecta; Diptera; Syrphidae
Product: RNA-binding protein 34
Exons: 4
Coding region: 99-1514 (471 amino acids)
Cellular component (GO): cytosol
Molecular function (GO): mRNA binding
Source: RefSeq, a predicted model, not a curated record
GACAGUUCUUCAAAUAUUGAAAAAUAGAUUUUUCUUUUUUAUAUAUUUUACAUCGUGUUUUGGUGUAUUUCUUGAAUUUUGAAUAAAAUUUUAACAAAAUGACAAAAUCUAAAAAAAAUAACCCAAAGCCAAAAGGUGAAGAAAAACCUGAUAAGGUUGUUAAAGAAAUCAAAAAAGAAAGUCCAAAGAAAAAAAAGGACAAAUUGAAAAAAGUAAAGGCUGCAAUUAAGACCGAUUUAGUAGAGAUUCCAGAACCAGCGCCAGUGCCAGCGACGGUAGCUGAACCAAGUGAAUUAAAAGUUAAAAAGAAGUCCAACAAAAAAUCAAAAUCCAAAAAGAAGAAUUUGAAAGAUGCACCAGAAGCAGGUGCCACCGAAAAAGUCGCUCAAGCCAAGGAAGACGAAGUCAAGGAUGACAAAACCAAAGUAAAAAAGAAGUCAAAGAAAAACAAAGCUAAGAAUGGCGAAGUAAAUAAGGAAAACCUUGAUACCACCCCACAGACUGAAGUCAAAGAGAAAAGCAAGGCUGGCAAAUCCAAAGCGGCUAAAAAGGAUGCUGUAGAAAAACCUGUAGAUCCCGUGAAACAAGCUAAGAAGGAGAAACGGAAGUUGAAGCAAAAAUCUAAAAAAGCCGAAGUAAAACAGACAACAGCUGCAUCGGCUCCAGGUCCCGGACAAACACUUUUCGUUGGCAACGUCCCAUCCAACACAAAACGUGUACAACUCUUCAAACUGUUCACUCCCUUUGGAAAGGUCCUCACCAUUCGAUUCCGUACCGCCAACGGAAAGGUUAUCUUCAAGCACAAAAUGCGUAGGGAGUCUGCGGCUUUGAAUGCCUAUGUUGUCUUCGAUAGCAGCGAAGCUGCUACCAAAGCAUUGGAACUCAAUGGAACUCCACUCAAAGGCCAAAUUCUGCGAGUUCAAAAGCCGGAAAGUUCAAAUGAAGCUUCAGAUCCGAAGAACACAGUUUUCGUUGGAAAUUUAAAGUACUCUGCUACCGAUGACAAACUCCAUCAGAUCUUCUCAAGCUGUGGCGAAAUCGAAUAUGUUCGAACUUUGCAGAGUAGUGACAAGAAAGGUUGCAUAGGAACCGCAUUUGUUUGUUUCAAAAGUCCCGAUGCAGUUGGCUUAGCUUUGGAACUCAAAGGCACCAUGCUCGAUGAACGACCAAUUCAUGUUGAGCGUUAUUCAGUCAAUAAGUUGGGAGCUAAGGAAAAACGAGAUGCCGACAGUAAGACUCUUGAGAAGGGCAAGCCAAAAGGAGGUAAACCUCUUGAGAGAGCCGCUUUCGAGUAUGGAAAAAAGACAAAUGCCUCAGGUAAAAAACAAAAGUUUGCUGGCAAAAAGCCUCAAGGUAAACACGCCGCCAAGCACGACAGCAAAUCUCCACAAGACGAAAAGAAGAAGAAAUCUGAAUACCGAGGUGUUAAGGCUGACAAAAUGAAGAAGAAACCCAAGAAGAAGAUUCCAAGCCAAAUGAAGAGAUUGGCCAAUAAAAUUGCACCCAAGGAGUAAUUUAAUUGAAUUCAAGGAUUAAUUUAACUUUAAGAAAAGUCUAUCAUGAAAUUUAAGCAUAAAACAAAAUGAAUAUAAAUAACAAAGAGGAUAUAAAAAAAGAGAGAACAUUUCUCUAACAAAAGAGAGUAAACAA